AUGAUGGACAACCAAUUCUGUGUAAAAGUCUAUACCCUGAAUGAUCACCAGCAACGGGUCAUUCUAGGUACAGGGCACAUCUCAUUCACUUAUGAGGAGGGGGCCCAGGGCGUGUUUCUGCGAGUUAGAUCCAAGUCCGAAGGCUCACUGAUCUUUGAGUCAAAGAUAAAUCCAGACACGUCUUAUGAGAGAAAAGAAAGGUUAAUUGUUUGCUCUGAUGCUGAGAACCAUGAUACAGCGAUAUGUUUCCAGGACGUAAGAAGUUGUCAUGAGGUAUGGAAAGGCAUUUGCCAGGUUCAAGGUGAAGUCCCAUGUGUCAAAAUGGUACAUGACAUUGCGGAUGAAUCAGAAGACAAAGAGUGUCAUGACUCGCCAAAAACUGGUGAACCGCUCUACCUGCCAAACUGUGAACUCGCUAAACUUGGGCAGAUUGCUGAGUUAGUUACUUUGAGUCUCACCUCACCUAUGGGUAAAGAAAGCCUGGCUCUGGUCUUGGAAAGGGAGGACUAUAUUAAAAAACUACUGCAGUUGUUCCACACUUGUGAGAACCUAGAGGAUACUGAAGGCUUACACCAUUUGCAUGGAAUUAUUAGAGGAAUUUUAUUCCUCAGCAAUACGUCUCUGUUUGAGAUCCUGUUUUCUGAUGAGUGUAUCAUGGAUGUGGUGGGAUGCCUUGAAUAUGACCCUGCUUUGGCUCAGCCAAAAAGGCAUAGGGAAUUCUUAACCCAAAAUGCAAAGUUCAGGGAAGUUAUACCAAUAACAGACUGUGAACUUCGACAAAAAAUACAUCAGACGUACAGGGUACAGUACAUUCACGACAUCCUUUUCCCUACACCAUCCAAGUUUCAAAACAGGACUCUUACUAGUCUUACAAGUUUUAUUUUUUCUAACAAGGUUCAGAUAGUCCACAUGUUGCAGGAACAUGAGAAGUAUUUGGCUGAAGUUUUUGCACAGAUAAGGGAUAUGAACACAGAUGAUGAGAAAUGGCGUGACCUGGUAUUUUUUGUUAAGGAAUUCUGUGCAUUCUCUCAGCUAUUACAUCCUAAAAGCAAGUGUUCACUAUUCACAACACUGACAGAAUUGGGAAUUCUUCCUGCUCUUAAAAUUGUAAUGUGCAUGGAUGAUUUGCAAAUAAGGUCAGCUGCUACUGAUAUACUUGCUGAUCUAGUGAAGUAUACUCCAUACAUGGUCCAAAGAUUUAUGAUGGAAGAAGCCCAGAAAAGUGAAGAUGGCAAAUUUUUCAUUAAUUUAAUAAUUGAACAAAUAAUCUGUGAUACUGACCUUGAACUAGGACAUGCUGUUCAUUUAACGGGACUUCUUUGUGCUCUACUUGAUACAGACAACAUGCCGGGAGUGCAAGGAAAAUGUAAAAGAAGUGAAUUUCUAAAUUUCUUCUAUAGACAUUGUAUACAUAACUUCAUAGCACCACUUUUGUCAAUUACUUCAGAAGAUAUCUGUAAAGAGGAUAACAUAGUUGGAUCUGACAAAAACAACAAAAAUUGCCUCAAUAAUUACCAAACAGCACAGCUGCUUGCCUUAAUUUUAGAUCUGCUCACAUUUUGUGUGCAACAUCACACAUAUUACAUAAAAACCUAUAUUUUGAGAAAAGACUUGCUAAGAAGAGUCUUGAUCUUGAUGAAUUCAAAGCACACUUUCCUGGUCUUGUGUGCUCUUCGCUUUAUGAGAAGGAUGAUCGGCCUUAAAGAUGAACUUUAUAAUUUUUACAUCAUCGAAGGAAAGCUUUUUAAGCCAGUUGUAAAAGCCCUUCUGGAUAAUGGAACUCGGUACAAUAUGUUGAAUUCAGCUAUUAUUGAGCUGUUUAGAUACAUAAGAGUGGAAAAUAUCAAGUCUCUUGUUGCACAUAUCGUUGAAGAGUUUUAUGAAACACUUGAGUCAAUUGAAUACGUUCAGACAUUCAAAGAAUUGAAGAUUAAAUAUGAACAAGAGAAAGACUGGCAGAAUCAACUACAGAAGAAUUUGCAUCCUGUACUGUAUAGUAAGACAUCUUGCAGUGGUGCCAGUGUCUUGAAGGAGAAGGAAGAAAUGAGUUUUAAAGAAAAUAUAGAGGAAGGAAAAGCAGGUAUGCCAUCAUCAGAAAGUGAUUUUCAAGAUCAUUAUGAUAAAUUUGUGGAGACUAAAGAAGCAAAAGAAAAUGAAGACAAGGUAGAUCUUCCCCCCAGAACAUCUUUGGGUGGCUUCGAAUUUACUUCAUUCCAUUCUGCUGGUGUUGCUAGUGGAGCAGGUAACCCAAACGUGUAUUAUUCAAUUGACGAAGAAGAAGAUAAAGAAGGUGAAACUCUCCCGAGGAAAAAACAGCUUAGGUCAUAA
Kogia breviceps (pygmy sperm whale) is the source of this 2328-nucleotide messenger RNA. It is a transcript of the gene PPP4R3C, whose product is annotated as protein phosphatase 4 regulatory subunit 3C. The coding region runs from base 1 to 2328 and encodes 775 amino acids. Gene Ontology annotation, biological process: DNA damage response; protein dephosphorylation. The record is from RefSeq and is a predicted model, not a curated record. Gene Ontology annotation, cellular component: protein phosphatase 4 complex; nucleoplasm. Gene Ontology annotation, molecular function: protein phosphatase activator activity. NCBI's taxonomy places the organism in Eukaryota, Metazoa, Chordata, Mammalia, Artiodactyla, Physeteridae. The transcript is spliced from 2 exons.